GACGUGAGACCCGCGAUGGCAAGAACCCAGGUCGCCGUGCUGUGCCUACUGCUGGCUGCUCAGCUGCAGCUGGUGACGCCACGCGGACUGCUUCUGCGAACGCGGCUACACGGCCGCAUUAUCGGCGGCACCGAAGCCAGCAUUGAGGACUACCCGUGGCACCUGGCCCUCAUGUAUGGUGGCUACUAUCAGUGUGGCGCCUCCAUAAUCGGAACCGAGUGGGCCCUCACGGCGGCCCAUUGCGUCAGCUCUUACAGAGCGCCGUACCAGUCGCUGUACAGCGUGCGCGCCGGGUCCUCCGACCGCACCAGUGGGGGCGUCGUUCUGGACGUGGCCAAGGUCCACGAACACGAACAGCACGACAGCAUCUCUGGCGACUACGACAUCGCGCUCUUACGAAUCGACGGUUCUUUCCCGCUGGGCACCAACGUGGCAAUCGUGAACCUUCCAGAGGACGGCUACGACCCUCCAGCCGGCCUCGCAGUCACGGCGACAGGCUGGGGAGACACGGAGAGCGGGUACCUGCCCACCAUCCUGAAGAAAGUGGACAUCGCCAUUAGGGAUCGAUCCGAGUGUAACUUCCCUAACACAGGGCGCGAGGUGACCCCUCGUAUGAUAUGCGCCGGAGAAACGGGCAAGAGCGUGUGCCACGGAGAUUCGGGCAGUCCUCUAGUGAGCGGUUCUACGCAGGUGGGCAUCGUGUCGUGGAGUAGUGGCUACUGCCUCCUUGGGGGCGCCGUCUACGUCAACGUGGGCAACUUACGCUCCUGGAUUACUGACGUCACCACCAUCUGACAGCCAUAACUCAAUACUUUCCAAUUAACCUAGUCAGGCUGUACCUCUUACACAUAUAACUGAAAUGAGACAACGACUUUCGACGAGAAAAAUAUGUUUACCAAAUUUAUUAGUCUAAGCAAUGAGCGAUUAGUAAGCAUUUUCUCCAUGUAUUGAAGUUAAUAAAUUGUUUCUUUGUGAA
Molecule: messenger RNA, 976 nt
Organism: Schistocerca gregaria
Lineage: Eukaryota; Metazoa; Arthropoda; Insecta; Orthoptera; Acrididae
Product: trypsin alpha-4-like
Exons: 2
Coding region: 16-795 (259 amino acids)
Biological process (GO): proteolysis
Molecular function (GO): serine-type endopeptidase activity
Source: RefSeq, a predicted model, not a curated record